This is a messenger RNA of Cyphellophora attinorum, 372 nucleotides long. RefSeq lists its product as uncharacterized. The transcript has a single exon. The coding region runs from base 1 to 372 and encodes 123 amino acids. The record is from RefSeq and is a predicted model, not a curated record. Lineage: Eukaryota; Fungi; Ascomycota; Eurotiomycetes; Chaetothyriales; Cyphellophoraceae.
AUGGCCAUGGCACAACAGAUGCAAGGCUCAUGGGUCAGAUACAGAUCCAGGCCACUGCAGAGAUAUCCUUCAGACUUGGAGCCGGUCGAUGUGGUUGAGCUGUUGGAAUCUGUCCGUACGAGAGUAGAGCCAGACAUCUCAGUCGAAGUUGUCUUCCGGUCCCUGGUAACGACACUCGCCAUCCCGCUGGAUGUGCUCGACGCCAUGGUGAGGUCAGUCGAGUUCCUCUUGCGGUGUACAGAAGUGACGGCCAUGGCCAUCAUGCUUGCCAUCACACCUUCCAUCUCCUUCGGUGAGGUCGGCGUAGACAUGCCUGACUCUGGACUGGCAAACUCUUCAGCAUACGUGUUCUCAGUUUCGGUUAGCGGCUGA